Haliotis rufescens (red abalone) is the source of this 3605-nucleotide messenger RNA. RefSeq lists its product as uncharacterized. Lineage: Eukaryota; Metazoa; Mollusca; Gastropoda; Lepetellida; Haliotidae. The transcript has 5 exons. Bases 81 to 3605 code for a protein of 1174 amino acids. The record is from RefSeq and is a predicted model, not a curated record. Gene Ontology annotation, molecular function: nucleic acid binding; zinc ion binding.
UGCGCUCCUGUUGCAGGGAAAGAAGAGUUGCACCUGAAGGAUGUGACUCCCCGUCCUCCAGAAGGACAAUCUAAAGCUGGAUGCUACCCUCCUGGUAUAAGGGUCCCUCCUCCGCCGCUCCCACGCAUAUAGCGCUUUUGACAGUACCUGGACCAGCGUCUACUUUAUUAGCAACUGCACUGCACCUUGACCAGCACCUACAUCUACUUCCUUACCAACUGCACGACACCUCGACCACCACCUACAUCUACUUCAUUACCAACUGCACGACAACUCGACCACCACCUACAUCUACUUCAUUACCAACUGCACGACACCUCGACCACCACCUACAUAUACAUCAUUACCAACUGCACGACACCUCGACCACCACCUACAACUACUUUAUAAGCAACUGCACGACACCUCGACCACCACCUACAUCUACUUCAUUACCAACUGCACGACACCUCGACCACCACCUACAUCUACUUCAUUACCAACUGCACUACACCUCGACCAGCACCUACAUAUACAUCAUUACCAACUGCACGGCACCUCGACCACCACCUACAACUACUUCAUUACCAACUGCACGACACCUCGACCAACACCUACAUCUACUUCAUUACCAACUGCACGACACCUCGACCACCACCUACAUAUACAUCAUUACCAACUGCACGACACCUCGACCACCACCUACAUCUACUUCAUUACCAACUGCACGACACCUCGACCAGCACCUACAUAUACAUCAUUACCAACUGCACGACACCUCGACCACCACCUACAACUACUUUAUAAGCAACUGCACGACACCUCGACCACCACCUACAUCUAUUUCAUUACCAACUGCACGACACCUCGACCAGCACCUACAUAUACAUCAUUACCAACUGCACGACACCUCGACCACCACCUACAACUACUUUAUAAGCAACUGCACGACACCUCGACCACCACCUACAUCUAUUUCAUUACCAACUGCACGACACCUCGACCAGCACCUACAUAUACAUCAUUACCAACUGCACGACACCUCGACCACCACCUACAACUACUUUAUAAGCAACUGCACGACACCUCGACCACCACCUACAUCUACUUCAUUACCAACUGCACGACACCUCGACCACCACCUACAACUACUUUAUAAGCAACUGCACGACACCUCGACCACCACCUACAACUACUUCAUUACCAACUGCACGGCACCUCGACCACCACCUACAUCUACUUCAUUACCAACUGCACGACACCUCGACCAGCACCUACAUAUACAUCAUUACCAACUGCACGACACCUCGACCACCACCUACAUAUACAUCAUUACCAACUGCACGACACCUCGACCACCACCUACAUCUACUUCAUUACCAACUGCACGGCACCUCGACCACCACCUACAUCUACUUCAUUACCAACUGCACGGAACCUUGACCACCACCUACAUCUACUUUAUAAGCAACUGCACGGCACCUCGACCAGCACCUACAUCUACUUCAUUACCAACUGCACGGCACCUCGACCACCACCUACAUCUACUUCAUUACCAACUGCACGGCACCUCGACCACCACCUACAUAUACAUCAUUACCAACUGCACGACACCUCGACCACCACCUACAUCUACUUCAUUACCAACUGCACGGCACCUCGACCACCACCUACAUAUACAUCAUUACCAACUGCACGACACCUCGACCACCACCUACAUAUACAUCAUUACCAACUGCACGACACCUCGACCACCACCUACAUAUACAUCAUUACCAACUGCACGACACCUCGACCAUCACCUACAUAUACAUCAUUACCAACUGCACGACACCUCGACCACCACCUACAUAUACAUCAUUACCAACUGCACGACACCUCGACCACCACCUACAUCUACUUCAUUACCAACUGCACGGCACCUCGACCACCACCUACAUCUACUUCAUUACCAACUGCACGACACCUCGACCAGCACCUACAUAUACAUCAUUACCAACUGCACGGCACCUCGACCACCACCUACAUAUACAUCAUUACCAACUGCACGACACCUCGACCACCACCUACAUAUACAUCAUUACCAACUGCACGACACCUCGACCACCACCUACAUCUACUUCAUUACCAACUGCACGGCACCUCGACCACCACCUACAUCUACUUCAUUACCAACUGCACGACACCUCGACCAGCACCUACAUAUACAUCAUUACCAACUGCACGGCACCUCGACCACCACCUACAUAUACAUCAUUACCAACUGCACGACACCUCGACCACCACCUACAUCUACUUCAUUACCAACUGCACGACACCUCGACCACCACCUACAUCUACAUCAUUACCAACUGCACGACACCUCGACCAGCACCUACAUCUACUUCAUUACCAACUGCACGACACCUCGACCACCACCUACAUCUACUUCAUUACCAACUGCACGACACCUCGACCACCACCUACAACUACUUCAUUACCAACUGCACGGCACCUCGACCACCACCUACAUCUACUUCAUUACCAACUGCACGACACCUCGACCAGCACCUACAUCUACAUCAUUACCAACUGCACGACACCUCGACCACCACCUACAUAUACAUCAUUACCAACUGCACGACACCUCGACCACCACCUACAUCUACUUCAUUACCAACUGCACGACACCUCGACCAGCACCUACAUCUACUUCAUUACCAACUGGCACUCAUUCUUGGCCUCGAUUCAUUGUUAUUGCAUCGGUCGAUGAAACUCCUUUAAAACUUAAUCCGUUUGCCAUAUCAAAGGGCAUCCAAAGUACUUGUGGUGAAGUGAAGAACGUUACACGUCUUCGUUCUGGUUCCAUACUUGUGGAAUGUGCACGGAGACAGCAAUCUAUCAACUUGCUGGGUCUCCAGCAGUUUGUUAACACGCAGGUUGCUGUCUCAGUGCACAGGACAUUGAAUUCUAGCCGUGGUAUCGUGCGAGAUCGAGCACGAUGUCUUUCAGAAAUGACUGAAGACGAGAUUGCAGCAGAACUUAAGCAUCAAGGUGUCACCGCUGUCAAGCGAUUCACACGCAAAACAGAAGAUGGAAAUAUAUUAAAAACUCAGACAUAUCUUUUCACAUUUUCAACUUCUACUGUUCCAUCAUCAAUAAAAGCUGGAUACUUUAACAUCGGAGUGGAGGUUUAUGUUCCAAAUCCACUCCGGUGUUUCAAGUGUCAACGCUUCGGUCACGGGGCCAAAUCUUGCACGGCCAAGACAAGAUGCUCCCGUUGCAGUGGUCCUCAUGAGGGCACAGAGUGCACAAAUGAGAUCAAAUGUGCUAACUGCAGCGUUCAACACAAAUAUGUUGGGUGUUACCGCGAUGGGUCUGAGCGUCUGCUUCCAUACGAGAUGAUGAAGGACAUAAAUCAUCUGACAACUGAAUCUUGCAAGAUGCACUGCCACGGAAAAGACUACACCUACUUUGGAACCCAGGAAGACAAAGCGACAAUUCGAUAUGCAGGAAAAUCGUGCCAAUGUGGUAAUGUCAAACCUGGGGACAUCAAACUUGCCACUGGAUGCAACGACCAAUGUCCCGGUGACAGAAGCACGAUAUGUGGAGGACACUGGAGGAUUUCCAUCUACGAGUUUGUCUAG